This is a messenger RNA of Trichoderma asperellum CBS 433.97, 1407 nucleotides long. RefSeq lists its product as uncharacterized. The record is from RefSeq and is a predicted model, not a curated record. Gene Ontology annotation, molecular function: monooxygenase activity; FAD binding. NCBI's taxonomy places the organism in Eukaryota, Fungi, Ascomycota, Sordariomycetes, Hypocreales, Hypocreaceae.
AUGAAGAUAGCCAUCAUCGGUGGUGGCAUUUCCGGCUUUACAGUAUACCUCGAGCUAAAAAAGCAUCUGUUAAAGGGCGACGACUCUGCCCAAGACCUCGAUAUCAAGAUAUACGAGGCCUACGACACCGGAAAAGACGUCACGUUUGAGGACCGAGAGCAAGGACCGACGUAUUCCUCCACGCUCAUCGUCGGCGGUGGACUAGGCAUCGCACCCAAUGGCCUCAGGGUCCUUCAGCGGCUUGACGAGAAGCUUCUGCGUGAAGUCACUCGUGACGGAUAUGUGAUAACGCGAUCCAACUUCAAGAACAAGAAUGGGAAUCUGCUCAUGUAUAUCGAUUCCAAUGAAGCCACCGCCAGGAAGUCAGGUGAGGCUUCAAAGGAUCUCAACAUGGUAGCGUGCAGUCGCCAUUCGUUUUGGAGGUCCCUACGUACUCGCAUUCCAGACGAGGAUAUCAUCACCAAGCGCGUGUCGCAAGUCAUUGCCAAUCCUGAAGGACGAAACAUUGUCCGUUUCGUCGACGAAAGCGAGCCAGUAGAGGCUGACAUCGUGAUUGGCGCUGACGGUGUGAAAUCAGUUGCCAAAAGGGCUUUGUUUCCGGAGGUGGCAGAAGACCGAUAUCCUCCCCAUUACGAAGGCCUUGUCGGGAUUGGAGGUUUCAUGCCGGCAACGGGAUUGGCGGAGUCUGUCGAUAAGGGGUCAAUGAACUUCAUCUUUGGAGGCAAUGGCUUCUUUGGGUACUUUUAUUCACACAGCGACCCCUCAGAUCCCAACCGUGAUAAUCCAUACCUCGCUUCUAAGCCAGGAGAAACACUGGCCUGGUGGUCCACGUAUGAGAUUAAAGAAUGCCCAGAUCGCAGCACACUCGACAUGGACGAUGUUUCCCGACAGCUUCGAGAGAGGCACGCUCAGUGGAAAGAUCCCGUCAUCCAGCAAGUCAUAAAAUCAGAGCGCGUUACGCACAUGUAUCCCACAUGGACGUCACCACCGCUCCCAACUUGGGAACGCGACGGAGUUGUCCUGCUUGGAGACGCAGCACAUGCCCUGCCCUCGACUUCGGGUCAGGGUGUAUCACAAGCACUAGAGGACUGCGAAUCGUUUGUCCUAUUCCUGGCACACCAGAUGAAACGGGCAGAUCUGAGCAAGCCAGACGCUGAGAAGCAAGCCGCGAUCAAGGCCGCAAAACAAUACAUGGAGCUUCGAAAGCCACGCGUCACGGAGAUACUAGAAAAUGCGAAAAAGAUUCAGAAUUCAAAGCGCGACAUGGGGGUCGUCCGAGAGUAUGCCAUGUACACGAUGUUCAAAUUGCUCAGCUUCUUCCCCAACACUGUGAUAAAGCCGACGCGCAAACUUUACGAGUAUGAUGUUGCCGAAGAAGCUGCUCAAAUGAUUGCCAGUGAUGGUUAG